Messenger RNA from Populus trichocarpa (black cottonwood), 2908 nucleotides. Its product is annotated as pentatricopeptide repeat-containing protein At4g04790, mitochondrial. The transcript has 16 exons. The record is from RefSeq and is a predicted model, not a curated record. Gene Ontology annotation, molecular function: protein binding. Lineage: Eukaryota; Viridiplantae; Streptophyta; Magnoliopsida; Malpighiales; Salicaceae. Bases 179 to 2782 code for a protein of 867 amino acids.
GUAAUUCACAUGGAGAAAAUAAUUUUCUGAGCUCACUUACAUCUUGUCAUUUCGAGAUGGCAAGAAAGGGUUUUUGAGGUUACGAAAACAGAAAGCCUAAAACCCUCGGCAGUCCUCACAUCUUGUCAUUUCGAAGACAAAGCCACUGCUGCUUAAUCAUCCACCCCCACCAAAUGCCAUGCCCAAACCCAACAGCCUAAGUAAUCUCUUCCGUGCCGCCUUCAAAACCACCAAUACCUCCACCGCCUCCGCUGGUGACAGAACUCGCGAAAGCUUCAUCACCAAUCUCGAAUCCAAAACACACUCUAAAAAACCCCCCAAACCAAAAACUUCCUCUGAGUCCGAAAAACAACCUAAAGCUAAAGCUAAACCUCAACCUCCUCCGUCACCUGCAGUUAAUUCUAGCCUUCAUGCUCUCAAAUUAGAAGACUCCGAUUAUGAGGAGUCAGUAGCAAACCCGACAAUGCAGGACAUAACAAAGAUUAUAAAUGAUGGUGUGAAAAUUAACACACCGGAUUCCGAAGAAGCAGAAGAUGAGGAACUUGUAAAAAAAGCUUUGGAGAUACCAUGGCUUUCAAGAUUGAAGAAUAACAAUAUAGGGAUGCUGCGAAAAGACGUGUCCCGUGAAAGGAAACAAAAAUGGGUUUUCACAUAUAGUCAGGUCAAUCAUAUUAACCGAAUUGUUGAUACAUGUGCCGACAAGCUGGGGACAGAUAAUGCGAUGGAGGUAUUUGGAAAAUUGGGAAGGGAAACAGGUUUGAAAGAGUUCAAUGCAUUGAUGAAGAAGUACAUCGAGCAAUGCAGGGAAACUGAUGAUGAGAGUGUUGCAAUGAAACAUAUUUCUGCAGUUCUUCAACUUUUUAAAUCAAUGAAGGAGCAGGGUUUCUCGAUAGAAGAGGAAACUUAUGGUCCAUUUCUUAUACUCUUAAUUGAUAAGGGUAUGGUGGAAGAAUUCCAUUUUUUCUCUGACAUUAUCAAAGAUACAAAUCCUAGUAAAAAUGCACGAUUAGGUUACUACGAUAUGCUGUUAUAUAUUGGUGUCAAUGAUGAAGAGAAGAUUCAGGAACUUUGCAAUUAUAUUUGUAUUGAUGAUGGGGACAAUAAUAUCAGUUUACGAGAAAAUUAUUUGCUGGCGCUUUGUGAAAGUGACCAGAAGAAUUACCUGUUGCAGCUCUUAGAGACUAUGGAUAUAACAAAAUUUUCAUCGUUGGACCAUUUAGCCAGUAUCUUUAAAUCCUUAGGGAGGCUAUCAUUGGAGUCCUUUGCAAAGAAGUUCCUUUUGGUGCUCAAAAGUUGUGAUUAUGGAGCAGAGGAUAUCUCAACUCUCAUCUUUAGUUAUGCUACUAGCAUCCCAAAUUUAGUGGUUGAGGAUGUUGUUUCAAAAUUCAAAACCUUGCACAUGAUAAUGAAGAUGAGUCCUUCUUCAACUUCAUAUGAGAAGCUCGUCGUAUACAAUUGUAAUUUACUUAAGGUGCAUCUUGCUCUUGAUAUAGUAGACCAAAUGUGUAAAGAGGGUUUAACCAUAUCCAUAAACACAAUACAUUCAAUAUUGAAUGCUAGUGAGGAGAGCUUUGAUUUUAAUUUGGUUCGGCGAAUCUAUUCAUUGAUUUAUCACCUGGACUUGACACCAAAUAAUGAGACAUUUAGGAGCAUGAUAAGUUUAAGUGUGAAAAUGAAAGAUUUUGAAGGUGCAUAUGGUCUGCUCGAUGAUUUGAAGAAAUUGAAUUUGGCACCAACGGCCAGCAUGUAUAAUGCUAUAAUGGGUGGAUAUUUUCGAGAGAAAAACAUUAGGGGCGCGUUGAUGGUUCUCAAGCAAAUGAAACUUGCAGAUGUGAAACCAGAUUCGUCAUCUUACAGUUAUUUGAUAAGCAACUGCAACAAUGAAGAGGAAAUUAUCAAGUAUUAUGAAGAAAUGAAGGUUGCUGGAAUUCAAGUAUCGAAGCAAAUUUUUAUGGCGCUUAUUAAUGCAUACGCAACAUGUGGGCAAUUUGAGAAGGCCAAACAGGUACUCCUAGACAAAGAGUUUCCAAUUAAACACUUAAACGAAAUUAGAAGUGUGCUCGUCUCAGCUCUUGCUUCACAUGGACAAAUGACUGAUGCCCUUAAUUUGUAUGAAGAAAUGAAGCAAGCUGGAUCCAAUCUGGAACCCAAAGCUGUCAUAAGCCUUAUAGAGCACGUUGAUUCUGAAGGAGAACAAAGCAGACUGCUUAAACUACUGGAAGAAUUGGAUGAUCAUAAUUAUUGGGUGGAUGGCUGUUUCAGAGUUAUCCUAUAUUGUAUUCGCAAUAAGGAUUUAAGGUCUGCUGUGGAUUUGCUCAAGCAACUCAAAGAUAGGUUCUCUGAUGAUGAAUUGGCAAUGGAAGUUCUGUUUGAUGAGGUUUUCUCACAAGUUGCUGAGACAGAGCCUGCAAAUGUGCGGAUAGGCAUGGACUUGCUUCAAGCCAUCAAGGAUGAGCUCGGUGCUUCACCUUCACGAAAGUGUCUUGAUUUUCUCCUUACUGCUUGUGUUAAUGCCAAGGAUUUGGGUAAUUCUCUCUUGGUUUGGAAAGAAUAUCAGGCAGCUGGGCUUCCUUACAAUGUUACGAGUUAUUUAAGGAUGUACCAGGCCCUUUUGGCAUCUGGAGGCCACGUAUCUGCAAAGGUUAUGCUAAAUAAAAUUCCAAAAGAUGAUCCCCAUGUUCGCAUUGUAAUCCAAGAAUGUCAAAGAACUUAUAUUGGGCACACUUAUAUAAAGGGAGAAAAGAAAAGAAUCAAGGAAGGAAGAAGGAAAAGGAGUGUCUGAUAAGAUAGGUUACAAUUUUGAUGGGUAUUUGAAAGAAAACAAAUCAAGGCCCUUGUAGUUGUAUCAGAUCAUUCAUUCAUAUAUUCUUUGCAAUAGUUAUUAAUAAAGAUGACAUGUUAAAGGCCA